Molecule: messenger RNA, 2257 nt
Organism: Manduca sexta (tobacco hornworm)
Lineage: Eukaryota; Metazoa; Arthropoda; Insecta; Lepidoptera; Sphingidae
Product: reticulon-4-interacting protein 1, mitochondrial-like
Cellular component (GO): mitochondrion
Molecular function (GO): oxidoreductase activity
Source: RefSeq, a predicted model, not a curated record
AUUACACUAAAUGUUCUAAGUGUCAACCCUCUGGCGCGCACUGUAUUUUAUAAAAUAUAGGUUAUGUUUUUUUCUUUAAUUUUGACAAAAGUAAAAGUUCUUAUUCUAGUUCAGUUCUUAUCAGUUCUUAUAUUAGUUGGUAGUCUGUAGAAAAUAAUUGUCUCGGAAAGUUUUAAAUAUAAUUAUAGUUCACGUAUUUUUGUGUAAGUUAUAAACUGUUAUUAAAUGCCUUAUGAAGUAGUAUUUAUGAAGUAGAAACCUUAUACCCUAUUAUUCGAAUAUCAUUGGUGGAAACUGGAAGGAACUGGAACCAUUGAGUCAAUGCAACAUGUCAACAUAGUCACAACUGAUUUACCCGUGUUGACUCAAAUAUCGAAGUUUUCUAUAGGUAGCUAAGCGUAGGUAGGGUUUGCACCGGAUAUUUCCCUCCGGAGAUCUUUAACUUUUUCAACUCUCUUCGGCGUAGUACCAUUGCAGCAAUACCUAUAUUAUUGCGACAGAAAAAGGCCAGCCAAAAAGUAGGUGCAUUGGUUGCGCCUCUGUUUACCUUUUCGAGGUUUAAAGGUGUGUUUAAAAAAAGGUCAUCAGAAAAGGGGCAGCGAACAUUUUUUGGCCCAGGAGACCUGAAUAGCUGAGACCAGGAUUUGUUGCAGCGGGCAGACGAGGAUGUCGGCGGUGGUGUUGCGCGCAGCCGCUCGGUGCACGAGCUCGGCGGCGGGCGGGCGCAUGCGCGCGUGGCGGGUGCACGGCUACGAGCCCGCCGAGCCGCGGCUGGAGGAGGCGCGCGUGCCGACGCUGCGCGCGCCCGACGAGCUGCUGGUGCGCGUGCACGCCGCCUCCGUCAACCCUCUCGACGUCGCCAUGCUAGGCGGGUACGGCGCGCGCGUGCUGAACACGCUGCGCGCGGCGGAGGGCGGCGAGGGCGUGGAGUUCCCGCUGGUGCCGGGGCGCGACUUCGUGGGCGUGGUGGAGCGCGCGGGCGCGGCGGCGCGGCUGCGGCGCGGCGAGCGCGUGUGGGGCGUGGUGCCGCCGCACCGGCAGGGCACGCACGCACAGUACGUCGUCGUACGCGACUCCUGGGGUGUGGCCGCGCCGCGCGCGCUGGCGGACGCGGCGGCGGCGGGCGCGCUGUACGCGGGGCUGACGGCGUGCGGCGCCGUGCGGGCCGCCGCGCCGCGCCCGCGCGCUCGCGUGCUGCUGCUGGGGCUGGGCGGCGUGGGGCACGCGGCGCUGCAGCUGCUGGUGCGCGAGCGCGCGAACGUGGUGGUCGGCUGUUCGCCCGACCUGUGUGCGCGUGCGCUACAACUGGGCGCCGUCGACGCACUCGACCGUCUCGCGCCCGACUAUGAUGCGCAACUGGAACGUGCCGGCCCGUUCGACGCAAUCGUGGACUGCGCCGGCCUCGGGUGGGAAGCGAGCGCACGACGCUGGCGGUUCGGGCGCUAUGUGACGCUGACGACUCCGUUAUUGCGAGAGGCCGACGAGCGAGGAUUGGGUUUGGGAUUCGCAUCGGCCGCACUGAGUUUGCUGGCGCAGAACGCGCGCGCCUGUAGUGUGCAGUCCGCGCGUCCGCCCGGCGCUGCCGUGUGGGCGCCCCCGCACGUGCGUUGGGUGUACUUCAUGCCGCGCGCCGCGGACAUCGAGCUGCUGCGGCGGCUGGCGGAGGCGGGGCAGUUCUCGGUGUGCGUGGAGCGCGUGUACGCGUGGGCGGCGGCGCGCGAGGCGUACGCGCGCGCGGCGGGCGGCGGGGCGCGCGGCAAGCUCGUGCUGGACUUCACCGACCCGACGGACCCGACGGACCCGGCACAAAACUAACAGCUUAUGUAUCGCGUCAUGAGCCGAGCGGGCGACACCACAGAACACAUUAUUAUUAUGAAUAAAUUUAGAACGCAUAUCGUCCACUGUUAGUAUCAGUUCCGAUAGUCCCAAAAGCAAACAUGUACUUACUUACACACCAGAGCGUGAAUUGUCACUAAAAUUAAUACGGUGACAAACAAUAAUUGUGGUGUGUAAUGUUAGAGCAAUAAAACAAAACUUGUAAUUAUAACACACAGUUUCUUUGGACAGGGACGCUCAAGUGACUGCUUCACUUUACGCAGUUAUGCUUUGUGGUUUAUAACUAACAUGUUCACCAUAGACACAACAGAUGGCGCUAUUAAUUAUUUUGGUACAGAUCUAACACCCGCACUUACCAAAAUAAUAUGGGCACACAACAAUUAACAGUUUCUCAAAAAAAUAUUAAACAUUUUUUACAUUC